GAGUCGCCUUAUAAUCCAUUGGAGGACUACCCCUUCCUGAAAGAACACAAUCGACCGCCUGGAGGCAUGGUGGUGGACAACGGGCAUUCAGUGGUCGUGUGCAAGGACUGUUACUCUUCUCUCAAAAACCAAUACAUAGAGUUGGAGAGAUGGGGAGUGCCGGUUGAGAAGAGGCAGUACAACUGGAUACAGCGCCCUCCGCCGCCAGAGUUCCAUCGGGACUCCUCUGCCACUGGCCCCAAGCCCGUCCAGGGGCAGAUCUCGGGUGCACAGCCUCAGUUGGCAGACCCUGGGGUAUCUAGCCCAGGCUCUCAUCCAGGGACUUCCCCUGGUGGCAUGUCCCAGCCGAGAGGGGGGGGCAGCCCCAGGGGCUCCCUUGGCCCUCCUCCGGGCUCUUCUAGUGCGGCAGAUGACAGUGUUGAAAGUCGGGUAACUUCAGGUAAGGUGAGUGAGGAACCAGCCUCAUCAGCCAGCAGCACCAUACCAAAGACGUCGACAGUGGUGACAGGGCCCGUUGCAACUGCUUCUGAUGCUUCUUGUGAUGGAACUAUCCCCUCCUGUUAUGCCCCCCUUCAGCUCAAAAUCGGUGUCGCCAGGCAGGGGGGCAAACCACCUCACGCCCUCACCCAGCGAAGCUCAGUGGCGGCCAGUGAAGGUGUCAACUCUGGCGAUGCCAACGCCCUCAGAUCCCCCCCAGUGGACCAACUCGCCCAUUGGAACCAGAAGCCCAAAAGGAACGGGGUCUGGGAGCGUCUCCCCCCCAUCAAAGCCUCAACCCACCACCAGCUUCUAGAGGAUCAGAAGAGUAGGCAAUCUGUCAUAAGAGGAUUCAGCAGCCCAGGAGCGCCCUCGGAGAGCGACUCCCGACCGCAGCUCUCGCCCCAUCACCCAAAGCAGCUUCUUUCACCACCACAUGAACUUCAGGCAAAAUGUUCAUGAAGACUAGGAUUGCCCAGCCAAGUCUUCCUUCGCUCUACCUCCAUGGGGGUUCAUACCAUUGACCGUAAUGCUUCUUUAUUAAAGAAAAUGUAUGCCUUAAUCAUUUUAUUAUUAUGAUGAUUUUAUUUAUUUUUUUAAUCUAGGUAGAGCCAUGUCUUGGCCUCGUCUUGCUUUAACUUGAGAAGUUAAGGUGUAAUAUAUAUAAGAUUUUUUUUAUUUUAUAUAUAACCUAUAUGUGCAGUCUAUAACGUGCUUGUCAUGCCAUUUGCAAAUACUGUAUUCCAUUUUUUUAUAUGGUAUUUGGUAUGAAUUUAGCCCAUAGGGGAAAUAUUAACAAAUGGACCAAAAUUUUCAUCUGUAUUCUUUUAGUCAGUAAAAUAGUUAAUUUUUUGUUUGUUAUGGUGUGAUGUUGAAUGAUAAAUGUUAAAAGAAGCAAACUAUUGAUAUUGAGGAACUUUAAGAUUAUGAAUACAUAUUUAUAAGAAAAAAAUACAUACCAGUAUAUAUUA
Molecule: messenger RNA, 1448 nt
Organism: Penaeus chinensis
Lineage: Eukaryota; Metazoa; Arthropoda; Malacostraca; Decapoda; Penaeidae
Exons: 5
Source: RefSeq, a predicted model, not a curated record